AUGUCACAACUGGCGCCUUCAAUGAGCAACUUUGAGAAUGGUAAAGGGAAGCUACCAUCUCAGGUAAUCGCCAAUUCAAAAGAGAAUGCAAGUGCAAUGCUUUUACGAAGUGGAAAGGAGGUGCAAUCCUCGAAAUCGGAGGCAACAGGAGUAGAAGAUGAACGAGAGUGUAGGGAGCUUGAAAGGAAAAGCAAGUUGACUAAAGCCAAGAAAGAGGAGUCAGAGAAGGAGAUUUUGGACACAUUUCGAAAAGUGGAAAUCAACAUCCCAUUACUUGAGGCGAUUAGGCAGUUGCCAAAAUAUGCAAAGUUGCUGAAGGGGUUGUGCACUAACCGGAACAAGUUGAAUCUCCAAGACAAAGUAAGGGUAGGUGAGAAUAUGUCAGCAGUCCUUCAAAGGAAGUUGCUACAAAAAUGCAAAGAUCCAGAACCUUUAAAAGAGAUAAGAGUGGUAAUUCAACUAGCUGAUAGGUCCAAUGUUUACCCUGGGGGUGUGGUUGAAGACGUCCUAGUGAAAGUUAAUGAGUUUAUCUUUCCUGCGAAUUUCUAUAUUGUUGACAUGAAUGAUGAUAACUCCGCUAAUUUAGCUGUACUUCUUCUGGGUAGACCGUUCAUGAGUAUGGCCUGGACAAAGAUAGAUGUGCAUGAAGGGACCCUUUCUGUAGAAUUUGACAAUGAGACAAUCAUUUUUAACAUUUUUGAUGCAAUGAAAUACCCUGAUGAUACUGAGUCUGUUAAUUGUGUUUAUCUCACCAAUUCAAUUGUGCAAGAUAACUUUGAGCAGAAUUUUAUGAAAGACAAGUUGGAAUUCGUGUUGCAACAGAGCAAGGUGAAUGAGGAGGUGGAAAGCGUGAAUGAUGAGGAUACUGUAAAAGCAAUUAUGUCACUACAUUCACUUCCUGCACUUCUCGACAGCCCUGAAAUACUUGUUCGCAAAGAAGGAGUCCAGGCCAAGACUCAUCCGUUAGAUACUCCUGCUGCAAGAGUUUGA
This is a messenger RNA of Coffea arabica (coffee), 990 nucleotides long. RefSeq lists its product as uncharacterized. Lineage: Eukaryota; Viridiplantae; Streptophyta; Magnoliopsida; Gentianales; Rubiaceae. The record is from RefSeq and is a predicted model, not a curated record.